Molecule: messenger RNA, 1542 nt
Organism: Schistocerca cancellata (South American locust)
Lineage: Eukaryota; Metazoa; Arthropoda; Insecta; Orthoptera; Acrididae
Product: intracellular coagulation inhibitor 3-like
Exons: 7
Coding region: 49-1287 (412 amino acids)
Molecular function (GO): serine-type endopeptidase inhibitor activity
Source: RefSeq, a predicted model, not a curated record
UUUCCGGCGGCGAAGCGCGACGGAAAGUAAGAGUGGUGAGUGACCCAGAUGCUGCAAAGCCGGCGCGCCUCUCACAGCGCAGGACGACGCCGGAGCGGAUACACCAUGCGUCCCGCAGCCGCAGAGAUGUUGAGAGCGCUGUUGGUGGUGGUGGCAACAGCUCGUCUGAGUCUCCAGGAGUCGCAGAGCAGCGUCCAGGCCGUCACCAAGCUCAGCAAUAGCCUCGUGCCGAAGCUUUUCCAGGCACUGUCGCCGGGGCGGGACAACUUGGUCCUGGCGCCGUUCGGCGUGGCGAGCGCGGCUGGGAUCCUGCUGGAGGCAGCUAGUGGAGACACGGCGCGGGAGCUGCACCACGCCCUUGGCAUCGCGCAGGCAGAGCGCCAGGCUCUGCGCGACGGUUUCAAGGCUUAUUUCGACACUUUCGAGCACUCGGCGGAGUCGCUGACGGACGAGGCGGCGGGCGCGUUCAGCAUGGCGACGGUGCACACGCCGGGGUUGCUGUCGCCGCAGUACAAGCAACUGUUGACGCAGUUCUACCGCGUCAACGUCACAGACGCCGCAGCUGGCGACCCACCCCACGGCGCACAGGCGCUGGAGAUCCGCACUGACGCGGGCGUGCUGAGCCACUGGAGGGACCUGGAGCGCACCGGCACGCUCGCCUUUCUGUCGCCGCAGCAGACGACGCUCUUCCAGCGGAGUGGCCGCGUCGGCGACACCGUAGUGGUGCCCAUGGUGCCGCACCUUGGCCUAUUCCGUAGCGGACGCGUCGCUCCUCUAGCCUGCACCGCCAUUGAGCUUCCUCUCAAGGUGGGAACGUUUAAUCUUCUCAUACUUCUGCCGGAUGCUCCUGAUCAUAUAGAUGAGCUUCUUGUGAAACUCCCAGGAGUGUCGUUCCAGCAGCUGCCGCACUGGCUCACAUAUGCUGAGACGGAAGUUUCACUUCCUCAGUUUACAGCUCUAUCAAGUGGACUUGAUUUGACACCAUUUAUGAAACAGUUGGGUGUACGGAGCCUCUUCAAUGCAAGCGCAGCAGAGUUAGGAUUUGCUUCUGCAAGUGGCGCUCCUCCACUGUAUGUGAAAUCUAUCACUCAAGAUGCCUUUUUCUCCGCAUCCUAUGUUGCGGUUAAUUCUGUUGGAGCUGUCUCAUCACACAUGGGGACUAAGAGGCCGAAGAGAGAGGUGACCCGGUUUUUUGUGGAUCAGCCUUUCCUCUUCUUCUUGCUGCAUCGUGACACACAGCUCGUAUUGUUAGCUGGGAAGGUGCAAAAUCCUACUCAAGUACCAUGAUGUGUGCCUCUCAAUGGCAACCAGUUGUGAACAUUUGCUACUCAUGUCUUAUGUACUGAUUCAUCUCGAUGUAAUUAAACAUCACAUCCAUAAAUAAGUAAAACAUGUUUGUGUUUAGUUGUGAUUGGUUUUGUGCGCUGAGUUAUGUAUUCUUUGAUUAGAGUCUAGAGAGUAUUGUGCCUGGUUGGUGGUGUGCAUCGCAGAAACUACGCAUACAUCUUCAUUGUACUUGGAGCUCAGAUAUUUUACAUAAAA